Messenger RNA from Dendroctonus ponderosae (mountain pine beetle), 3027 nucleotides. RefSeq names its product growth/differentiation factor 8 (gene myo). Gene Ontology annotation, molecular function: cytokine activity; growth factor activity. The coding region runs from base 756 to 1997 and encodes 413 amino acids. Gene Ontology annotation, cellular component: extracellular region. Gene Ontology annotation, biological process: SMAD protein signal transduction. NCBI's taxonomy places the organism in Eukaryota, Metazoa, Arthropoda, Insecta, Coleoptera, Curculionidae. The record is from RefSeq and is a predicted model, not a curated record. The transcript has 3 exons.
AUAGUUUUUUGCGAAACCGUUGCACAGGUGUUUCUGGCACCCAAAAAAUGUAGACUUUCAGGUUCCACCAUGAAUGUUCGCUGUUUUUUUUUGCCUCGGACAAGUUUCGGUGUUCAUUUUUCGCUCACCACCUCGCUCAAGGAUGGCCACAUUUGCUAGCACGUGUCUUCUCGUAUGCAAAACCACUCGCCGCAAAAAAUGUGCGGCCUGCAGGUGUGCAGUUGCGUAACAAUUUUGCCAAAAAAGUGACUUUGUUCGUGUUAAUGAGCCGCAGUGUUGCCCGACCGCAUCUGGAUAGAAUGGCAGGCGGCAUGGAUGUGGCAACGGCAGAAAGCGGACAGUGACGAAUUGGCCUGGUAGCAACACCUGGGGAGCGUGAAAGCUCAAAAAAGCGCGAUGCCCGCGUCUCCGUCGUCGCGAUACAUCCAGCCAAUCGCGUGCAAGAGCUUUACACACAUAUAUAGGGUCACUUUAGCGUACAUUUUUCAGUACGCUCGCUAAUACACACUCAAAUCGUGAUCAACACUAAAUAGAGAGGCGAGCGGUUGGCGCGCGACUUUCGAAAGCCCCCAGCGCACUGAAUCGCAUGUGACUUUCCGAAUUUUCUCCCAAAUUUCCGGACUUGCGACGCGUUGUGCGAGCAUGCAACGUACCAACGGCCGCCCCAGUGCCAAAUGAGAGUUGAGAGAACUUUGCGCCCCCUUUGAACUCUGCUGUUCGCCGCCACACGCAAAACGGUUGUGCUGCUGAAGAACAUGUUGUCGCCCUUGCGCCCUUUCGCCCAAUGCCGGCCCCCAGCCGCCCUCAAGUUCUUUCUGAUCAUUUCCGCGCUCCCGUUCACGAUAGACGGCGCCAAGUCCGCCAGCGGCUACAGCCACCAGGUCCAGCCCCAGGACGAGCCGCUCUCCACCAGCCUCUUCGACAUGGCCUACCCCUCGAUGCCGGCCUCGCCGCCCACCUCGACCUGCAGCUUGUGCAAGAGGCGCGAAGAGCUCAAAGUGCGCAACCUGGCCAUCAUCAAGGAGGAGAUCCUCAAGCGGAUGGGCUUCAGCCAGCCGCCCAACAUCACGGGGAAGGUGCUGCCGCAGGUGCCUUCUCACUAUAUGGCCAAGAUUGAGGAGGAGCACGGCAUGCAGGGCGACCAGCCCUACAAGACCGGCCUCACCUACACCGAGGAGGACGACGAGUACCAUGUCCGCACUCAGAAGGUGCUCACCUGGGCCGAAACCCAUCCGCGAAUGAGGCACAUGAGUUGGAAAGUGAACGACGUGCUGCACUUUCCCUUCUCAGACAGCAUCACCAAGUUCCACGUGGCCAACGCCACAUUGAACUUCUUCGUCCGGGGCGGAUCGGAGCGCAUGGCUGGGCCUCACGACGUCCUGAUCGACAUCUACAAGGUGGUGAAGUUUGGCGACCAUUCGGAGCCGCCCGAACUGGUGCGGGUCAAGAGCUGGAAGGAGCCGUGGCUGCCCGGACGGGGCAAAUGGAUCCAGACCGACUUUACGGCCACAGUCGGCGAAUGGUUCAAAAAUGGCAAGGAGAACUUCGGGUUCGUCAUCAAUGCGACCGUCAAUGGCAAGAAGUUGGCCGUGACGGACUUCAACUCCGAGAAAUCAAAGGCUCCCUACGUGGAAACGGCGGUGAUGGAGCCAAAGCGACGCAAGCGGCGCAACUCCGGGCUGAACUGCGACGAAAAGGCCAACGAGCCGCUGUGCUGCCGCUACAGCUUCUACGUGGACUUUGUGGAGAUCGGGCUCGACUUUAUCGUGGCCCCCAAGCGGUACGAUGCUCACAUGUGCUCGGGGGAGUGUCCCUACCUGACGCUGCAGAAGUACCCGCACACGCACUUGCUGAAAAUGGCGCAGCCGAACUCAGCGGCGCCGUGCUGCGCCCCCCGCAAAAUGUCCGCGAUUUCCAUGCUCUACUUCGACGACAAACUCAACCUGGUGCUCAGCAGCCUGCCCGGCAUGGUGGUGGAUCGCUGCGGAUGCUCAUAAUGACCACGUAUUUUCGAUAGUAUUUCCGGAACUGGUAUACCAUUUUACUUAAUUUCGUAUUAGUGUACCGGGUGUGUCACGGCAUGUUCAGUGCCACUCGCUCGAUUUGCUAAUUGGCCUCCAGUUCCCUGAUUAUUAAGUCGACUCCGCACCACUCCACGAAACGGCACUGGAUUUUGUGCGGACCCGGUAUUGAUACACAUAUAAAUAUAUAUAUAAGGAUGUUUGUUCUAAUGUUAUUUGUACAAAUGUGAUAUAUCUUAGGAGGUAAGUUGGUGGAUGGCCGAGUCACCUUCGCGGCCUCGAGAAUAUUGACAGCGAAUCGCCGGCUCUCCCAACAAAACUUUCAACGCUUAUCAGGACUGAUAAGUCUUUGCAGAAUGGCCUGAGCUGGUCAAUGUUCGCCGGAGGGGCGGCUGCGGCCCGCCCAGGGCGGUUUUCGGCCAUUCAGUUUGUAUUUUUCUAUCGAUAUUUGGGGCGAGGAUGCGGCCGAGCAGAGUUUUGACGAAAUUUUUGUGAUAUUAUCAUGCCUUAGAUGUUAUUUGUCGGAAGGGGGAGCGGGAAUUGUGAUAACGAAUCAAAAUUUACUAUUGAUCGAAUUGCGCCUAUCGUUGUAAGGUUAAGUUAAUCGUGUAAACGGAAGCUGAUGAGAUGAUGAGAGUCUUUCUAGCCAGCCUCUGUCGAUCCUUGUAUGUACCUACGGGGCGGUCAACAACUGGCGCCCCCAAGCCCACGUACAGGAUACGCGAACGAGUAAAUAUACAUAUAUUAAUACAAGCACAUAGAUCUCUAAAAGACCCCCUAGAUUAUUGUUAGAUACCAAUUUGUUUGUGAAUCGGCCCUCGUUGGGGCAAAGCUCGAAGCUUUGGUAACUAAUAUUUAGUCCCUUUUCCCACACACUCGCUGGAUUCGCAUUUCGAGCCUUGUCUGCCAAUCGGAGGGCCAGUGUCUCUUCGCUUAUUACUGAUGUACAUUUUAUUCUACUGUAUGAUGAGAUUUUGCUAAAUAAACUUGAAAACCCAUGCGAACA